Ruditapes philippinarum (Manila clam) is the source of this 2674-nucleotide messenger RNA. Its product is annotated as dual specificity mitogen-activated protein kinase kinase 1-like. The coding region runs from base 109 to 1308 and encodes 399 amino acids. Gene Ontology annotation, molecular function: protein kinase activity; ATP binding. Lineage: Eukaryota; Metazoa; Mollusca; Bivalvia; Venerida; Veneridae. The record is from RefSeq and is a predicted model, not a curated record. The transcript is spliced from 11 exons. Gene Ontology annotation, biological process: protein phosphorylation.
UGACGUCACAUCCGUUAAUUUUCCUAAAUUGCCAAUUAGAGCGAGAGGAAAGAAAUCGAUGCUAUAUUUUCUUUAAAAAUGUGUAUAAUUUACAUGCAAAGAUAAAAAAUGCCUAUGAGUAAGAACAAAUUUAAUCUUCGUCUGCCCACACAGACAGGAGAUGGAGAAUCAGACGGCGGCGAUAAACCAAAUCCAAAUAUAGAAUCCCUGACACAAAAGUUAAAAGAACUAGAUAUAGACGAUCAACAGCGACAGAGAUUGGAAGCUUUCUUAACACAGAAACAGAAAGUUGGUGAACUUACAGUAGAUGUCUUUGAUAAGAUAGGAGAACUUGGAGCAGGAAAUGGUGGUGUUGUAAUGAAGGUUCGUCACCUUCCAACAGGCCUUAUUAUGGCAAGAAAGUUGAUACAUUUAGAAAUAAAACCAGCUAUUCGUAACCAGAUUAUACGAGAAUUAAAAGUACUACAUGAAUGUAACUCUCCAUAUAUUGUUGGUUUCUAUGGGGCUUUCUAUAGUGAUGGUGAAAUUAGCAUCUGUAUGGAAUAUAUGGAUGGAGGGUCAUUAGAUUUGAUAUUAAAAAAGGCAGGCAGAAUACCAGAACCAAUUCUAGGAAAAUUAACAUCUUCUGUUCUUAAAGGAUUGAUAUACCUUAGAGAAAAACAUUCAAUUAUGCAUAGAGAUGUAAAACCAUCAAAUAUCCUAGUGAAUUCACGGGGUGAAAUAAAGAUCUGUGACUUUGGUGUGAGUGGACAGUUAAUUGAUUCAAUGGCAAAUUCAUUUGUUGGAACAAGAUCUUAUAUGUCGCCUGAGAGAUUACAGGGUACCCAUUACACAGUUCAGUCUGAUAUCUGGAGUGUAGGGCUUUCUCUUGUAGAAAUGGCAAUAGGGCGUUACCCUAUACCCCCACCUGAUCCUAAAGAUAUGGAUGGUUUGUUUGGUGAGAAUGUGAUGGAAGAACACCUAGAGGCAGCACGUACAGGAAAAACAUUAAAAGGAACCAAAAGGCAUAGUUAUAACUUUCCAACUCCAUGUGCACCGGGCCCUGGCUCAGACGGGCCACGCCCAAUGGCAAUUUUUGAGCUUUUAGAUUUCAUUGUAAACGAGCCACCACCUACUCUACCAGAAGGAAAGUUUUCUGAGGAAUUUAUAGACUUCGUAAAUAGAUGUUUGAAAAAGAACCCAUCAGAAAGAGCUGAUCUGCAUUCUCUUGCUACACAUCCAUUUGUGAAGAAAGCUGAAGCAGAGGAUAUUGACAUAGGCAAUUGGGUUUGUAAAGUUAUGGACAUUAAACCAGACAGCAAAGGAUGAUAGAUAGAUGAUACAUUCCAACUAGAACAACAUGGAGGGCCUCUUACCCAGUUAACAUACAAAAUAAAUAUUGAUUUUUGAUAAAAAUUGAUAUAGUAUUAUAAACUCCUUCUUUUGUAAAACUUUUUUGACUAAAGAAACAUAUAUCUGGAGUAUGAGACAGGUGUGAUUUUUUUUUCUUGACUGUAUCUCGUGAGAUGUAUUUUUUUCUGAAUGUUUUAUAAGAAUAGAAGAAAUUUCUAAAAAUUUCUGGCAUUGAGGAAAAAAUGACAGGAUAUUAGAUUGUAUUUUGCUUAUGAAUAUUUCAGCAAGAAAGAAAUGUUUUUGCUGAUAAAUUGAGAUAUCUUUCUUGUUUCUGAUGAUGGACUUAUAAAUAAUAUAUAUGUGUAAAGCGAGACCCUUGGUAAAUGAGAAAUUUAUUGACACAAUGGUCUUUCAAUUUACAUUCUUAUCUUUCUUUAUAGUCGACAAAAUCAUCAAAUUCCACAGGAGGAUUUUCUAUGUUAUAUUUUACUUACUUUUCUUGUCAUAAAAAGAACAUAUCAGUAUCAGGUAUUUGAUAUCUAUAGUAUACUAGUCUUGUUGUCUAUAUUUAGAACAUUCUUGUAAAUUACUAACUAUAGAAGACUUUUGUUAUCUAUAUAUAGAACAUUCUUGUAAAUUACUAACUAUAGAAGACUUUUGUUAUCUAUAUAUAGAACAUUCUUGUAAAUUACUAAAUAUAGAAGACUUUUGUUAUCUAUCUAUAGAACAGUCUUGUAAAUUACUAAAUAUAGAGGACUUUUGUUAACUAUAUAUAGAACAUUCUUGUAAAUUACUAACUAUAGAAGACUUUUGUUAUCUAUAUAUAGAACAUUCUUGUAAAUUACUAAAUAUAGAAGACUUUUGUUAUCUAUCUAUAGAACAGUCUUGUAAAUUACUAACUAUAGAGGACUUUUGUUAACUAUAUAUAGAACAUUCUUGUAAAUUACUAGAUAUAGAAGUCUUUUGUUAUCUAUACAUAUAACUUUUUUUAGAUUGCUAAAAACAGAAACUUUGUUAAUUAUAUAGAGAAAACUUGUAAAUUUUAAAAAUAAAGAAGACUUUUGUUAUGUAUAUUUAGAAAAGUUUUGGAUUGCUAAGAAUAGACAAUUUGUUAAUUAUAUAGAGAACAGUCCUGUAAAUUACAAACUAUUGUACUAUCUUGACAAUUUUGUCAGAUACACAAAGCUGUCCUUUCAUAAGUGUCAUGUAAGCUUCGAUGUUUGUUGCUAUGAAUAGAACAACUUUGUUAGUAAAUAAAGACAGCUGACUAUUAUUUAAGCUUGUCAAUCAUGAAUAGUUUUGUGAAUUUCUAAAUAUUGCAUACAUGUAUUUGUUUUGUUUA